This is a messenger RNA of Guyanagaster necrorhizus, 351 nucleotides long. RefSeq names its product MGMT family protein. The coding region runs from base 1 to 351 and encodes 116 amino acids. The transcript has 3 exons. Lineage: Eukaryota; Fungi; Basidiomycota; Agaricomycetes; Agaricales; Physalacriaceae. Gene Ontology annotation, molecular function: catalytic activity. Gene Ontology annotation, biological process: DNA repair. The record is from RefSeq and is a predicted model, not a curated record.
AUGGACAUCGCUGAGUUUCAUGCUGCUGUGUACGAUACUGUGAGGCAUAUCCCCAUGGGUCGCGUCACUUCCUACGGCCACAUCGCGAAACUCAUUGGCAUGCCUACCUAUUCACGACACGUUGGCCAAGCAUUGAAGUUUACGUCGCCUGACGCGGAUCCCCCUGUGCCAUGGCACCGCGUCAUUUCGUCGACAGGCGCAAUAUCGUCGCGGGGCCCGGGGACGGAUGGGGCGCAACGGCAAAGGGAGGCGUUGGAGGCUGAAGGCGUGGAGGUGUCUGACCCAGGAUUAAAGGUCGAUCUGAGAACGUGGGGAUGGUUUCCCGAUAAUCUCAGCGAAGAGGGAGUUUGA